Microthlaspi erraticum is the source of this 1986-nucleotide messenger RNA. Lineage: Eukaryota; Viridiplantae; Streptophyta; Magnoliopsida; Brassicales; Brassicaceae. The record is from the annotation of a GenBank genome assembly.
AUGGGUGAGGUAGCAGAUACAAUGACGAAGAAGAAGAAGAAAGGGAGGCCAUCUCUUCUAGACCUCCAGAAGCGAGCUAUCAAGCAGCAGCAAUUACAGCAGCAGCACAAAAGCCAUGAUGAACCCGUCGAGGACCAUAGAUCCGGUUCCAAAAACCCUAAUUCUCUCAAUCAACCUCCCAACUCCGGCAGCCGAUCCAAGCGCCGGAACCCUAAUCCCAACGGCGUCUCCUCCGAUUCCCCCUGGAUCAAGGACGACGAGGAUGGGGAAGAGGAGGACGACGACGAGCGGCGUGAGAAGAAGCACAGGCUCCUUCACGGAUUAAACGCCCACUCACAUCGACAUUCUCCCAAUUCCCAAUCGGGCGGUUCCGAUCUGAACCUCGACGACACUCCCGAGGCGUCCGCCAAUAGGCGGAAGAUCGGCGGCGGCGUCCCCGGAUCUGACUAUACGGGAGAAAAGGCUUCGAAAGCGACAGACAUUCUUCAAGGGUCUCCCGUGGAGUCUGGCCCCACUACACCUUUGCCAGACAAAAAGUUGUUGGUGUUCAUCCUCGAUAGACUUCAAAAGAAGGAUACUUAUGGUGUUUACUCAGAUCCGGUUGAUGCUGAGGAGCUUCCUGAUUAUUUUGAUAUAAUCACGAACCCGAUGGAUUUUAGCACAGUGCGGAAGAAAUUAGACUCUGGCGCGUAUGCCACUUUAGAACAGUUUGAGGGAGAUGUGUUUUUAAUAUGUUCAAAUGCAAUGGAAUACAAUUCCGCAGACACUGUAUAUUAUCGACAGGCACGAGCUAUACAAGAAUUGGCAAAAAAGGACUUCGAGAAUCUAAGGCAAGACAGUGAUGAUGAAGAACCACAAAGCCAACAGCAACAGCAGCAGCAACAACAACAGCAGCAGCAACCAAAAGUUGCCAAAAGAGGCCGUCCACCAAAGAAACAGCCUGAACCAUCUUCGAUUGACCGUACUGCUUCCGAAAUUUCAGCUGAUGCGCUCAUUCCUGGAGGAGAUAGCGCUAGUAAGUUUUCCGGUGCUUACAAUCUAAGAAAGGCUCCUCCUUCGAACAAAUUCCGUCAAGCGGAAACAUCGGUCAGGAUCAAUCAUAACAGUGAUACACAAAGUGGCUGGUCGAUAGAUUGGGAGAACGAGUUUCCACCUUCGGUUGUGAAGGCGGUCAACAAGUAUGGCAUGAAACAUUUUAACGUCGAUGAUAACAGACGCGAUACCUACAACCACCUCUCCGCUUCUACUCAGGAGCCGUCGGUUUUGUCAACGCUCGAAGAAGAGUCAAAACAACUAAUCCCUGUUGGGCUUAACACUGAGUAUGGUUACGCGAGGAGUCUAGCAAGAUUCGCUGCGAACAUCGGUCCUGUUGCUUGGAAAGUUGCAUCGAGGAGAAUCGAAACAGUGUUGCCCCCUGGUAUCAAAUUUGGUCAAGGUUGGGUUGGAGAUAACCCAGCAGGACCUGAAGAGGAUGAUCCUCAGAAAAACAGCUUGGGGAAACAGAAGUGUUCUAAUGACUUAGCGUCUGAUGAUCAUUCAAACAGAAUCCUGUCUCCAACGGCUUCGGUCUCUAGCGCUUUCAUAGGGAACAGACAUUCUUCUUCUCAAGGCAUUGAAGAGACCACACCAUUACCCGCUCGUGUCUUGAAUCCAGAAGCCGAGCACCCAUCAUCCUCCUCCUCUCGCCAGUCAGUACCGCCGAUCAAGCUGGAGAGCAGCAAUGGUCUAAACCGCGGUUUCAGUGGUUUCAGUCAUAGUCCAAGUCCGUUGCUCGGAAUGGCGAGACAGCAACAACCAAGUAUUACAAGCGAGGCCAUACCGGGCUCGCAGCAACAACAAGGGUUGUUGUUUCCUUAUAACAAACAGGAAUUCCACCGGUUUCCACCGGACCUUAACGCUAGGCUUGUGUCACCAAACUCUCCCGGCUCUAAUCAGCAGACUGGUUCGUCCUCGUCGCAGCAUCCGGAUCUGGCAUUACAGCUCUGA